AUGUCUCUUAAGCGGCUGUUUAAAUGGGGGCCUUUAAAGGGGAGUUCGAUACACGCGUACAUUACUAUACCGGGUGUGAUAGCUGCUUAUGCUAGUUUGGUGUGGUCUGCAGGCUUUGGUUAUUUGUUUUACACCAUUGCCAGCCUACCACAUUGGGCUAUAGGGAUGUGCAUUGGGUGCGGAAUUGGAUUUGGUGUAUUGGGUAUAGCGUGUAUCGGUAUUGGCAUCGGCGGCGAUUAUCUCUACCGGUACUAUAAAAAGCAAAAUAUUAAAUAUAGGACUCAAAUGUUGAGUCAGUGGCGGUUGGAGGAGGAGAAUAGGGUGAUGAGGCAUCGUCUCAAUCAAUUGGAGCCUGGUUAUAAUGUCAAUGACGUCAUGCGCAUUAAUUAUAUGGAUAAAAGAAUUGUGUUCGAUUUAAUCACGGACACCGUGCUAACCCAGGAAUUCCUCACAUGCGGUCCCACUCUCUGGGGUGUCAUUAAGAUAGCCAUAGAAUCGUAG
Oppiella nova is the source of this 501-nucleotide messenger RNA. NCBI's taxonomy places the organism in Eukaryota, Metazoa, Arthropoda, Arachnida, Sarcoptiformes, Oppiidae. The record is from the annotation of a GenBank genome assembly.